CUGUCUUCAUCCAGGUAAUAAAGGAAAAGCUUUUAGCUUUUGACCAUUAAGUUUGAAGCCAACAGAGGCAAUGAUGGUGGAAGUGAUGAAGCUGAACAAGCAAAUAAAAGAAACUCAACUCCAGUAAAAACUGCUAAUGGAUGAAACCAGGCAGCUAGUCACUGAAAAGUUAUUUGUCCAGGAUGAAAAUAAAUUCUCUCUAGAACACCUCACCAAUAAAAUUGAAGAGUAUAGAAAGCAACUUGAGACUUGGGACAACUACUUACAAAAAUAUGGAGAGAUUGAAUGAAGGAGACAAGAACUAGCCUCUUAAUAUGAGAAAUGAACUUCAAAGCUUAAAACAGUCCUGGAAAAGAUACAAUGCAGUUUGCAGCAACAGUUGCAGGUAAUGAGGGACCUUUUGCUAUUAAAGGAGAUGGAGAGAGAAAUGCAGACGUUACAGUAGGAGCUAAACCAAUUUCAAGCUGAGACAGCUGCAAAAGCACAGGCAAUCAAGACCCAGUUCCCCCAGGAAAAAGCAUUAUUGAAGAAACAACUGAGUGAGCGUGGGAAGGAGAGAAAGAAACUUAAAAGGAAGGCCUAGGCCUUGGAGGUGGCAGCAAAGAAGCGUACUUCUGAAUUCUCCCACAGCUUCUGCAGAGAGAAUAGCCAUCACAGAAGGAAUAACUGCAGCAGUCUAGGCAACGCCAUGAGUUGCAGGCUGCUCAAAGCCUGUUAA
This is a messenger RNA of Myotis daubentonii (Daubenton's bat), 718 nucleotides long. RefSeq names its product coiled-coil domain-containing protein 121. NCBI's taxonomy places the organism in Eukaryota, Metazoa, Chordata, Mammalia, Chiroptera, Vespertilionidae. The record is from RefSeq and is a predicted model, not a curated record.